CUUCUUAAGCACCUUUUGGGGUUUAACCUUUGGGUUACAGAGCCGAGGUUGAGCGCGGGUAACAGUUUCGACGACGACGACGACGACGAAAGAUGAUGCUUUUGACUGCUGGGUACGUUCGUCUGGCGACGGGUUCCGUGGCGCGGACUACGGCGCGGAGGAUAUCUACGGGAUCUCGAUCCGGCGCUGUCGUUGCCGGUGUUGGGCAGCGGAGGAAGUUGUCUUCAGGGCACGAAGGGCUGAGUUUCAGUCUUGGUCCCGAGGAACCCCCCCUCCUAACUCAAACCAUCCCCCAGCACUUUUCCCAAAUCGUCUCCCAACACGGCGACCUCCCCGCCGUCACAGCCCGCAGCCCAACCCCAAACUCCUCCUCCUCAUCAUUUGCCUCCCCGGCCGCGACAACAGCAACACUAACCUACGCCGCUCUUGACGCCCUCUCAAACACCCUAGCCCACGGCCUCCGCUCCCUCGGCGUCCGCAAAGGCGACCGCCUCGCCGUCUCCCUUGGCAACGGCGCAGAGUUCGCCGCGCUCACCUACGCCGCCUUCAAGCUCGGCGCCGUGCUGGUGCCCCUGAACCCGGGGUUCAACGCGAAGCAGGUCGGCGCCGCGCUGCGCCAUUUGGGGGUGGAGUGUUUGAUUAUUGGCAAAGUUACGGAUUUGCCGUAUAAGCCGUGUCGGGGGCGGAGUAACCUCGAGUUGCUGAGGACGCUGGUGCCGGAUCUGGAUAAGGGGGGAGGCGUGGUGGAGAGUGAAGUCGUGCCGAGUUUGCGGAGGGUCGUGGUGUUGGAUAAUGCUGGAUUUCACCCCGAGGUGGAGUUCGCGGGUGGAUUCAGGGCGUUGACGCCGUAUGAGGUUCUUCUUGAGUCCGGGUCGACGGGGGCGGUUGUGCCCGAUGCGCCGCUGAAGCCGGAGGACAGGAUCAACAUCCAGUUCACGUCCGGGACGACGUCCCAGCCGAAAGCGGCGAUGCUGACGCACACUUCGAUUCUCAACAACGGACACCUCAUUGCGCAGAGGAUGGGUCUGGUGCCGGGGGAUAGGAUCGUGUUGCCGCCGCCGCUGUUUCACUGUUUCGGGUGCGUGUUGGGGUACAUGGCGACCGCGACGACGGGGGCGGAGAUUUUGUUUCCGAGUCCGGCUUUUGACCCGUCUGCUACGUUGAAGAUGGUAGCUGAUUACGAUGCGACGGGGUUAUAUGGUGUGUCGACCAUGUUCGUCGCCGUGCUGGAGGCGUUGGCGGGCGGCGGGGUGGUGAAGAGAGAGGAUAUGCCGAGGGGACUGAGGAAGGGGAUCGCGGCGGGGAGUUCGGUGCCGGAGAGUUUGAUGAGGCGGUUGUAUGAGGUUCUCGGGCUGCGGGAUUUGGUGAUUUGUUACGGGAUGACGGAGACGAGUCCCGUGAGCUGUAUGACGGCCCCCGACGACGGAUUCGACAAGAGGACGGGGAGCGUGGGGAGGGCGAUGCCGCAUACUGCCGUCAAGAUUGUUGAUCCGGCGGACCGGGGACGGGUUGUGAAGAAGGGCGAGAGGGGGGAGCUCGCGGCGGCUGGGUACCUUGUUAUGAAGGGGUAUUGGGGCGACGAGGAGCGAACGGCGGAGGUGAGGAGGGAGGAAGGGGAUGGGCGGGUGUGGAUGUACAGCGGGGACGAGGCGCGGAUGGACGAGGAGGGGUAUGUUGAGAUUACGGGGCGGAUCAAGGAUUUGAUUAUUCGGGGUGGGGAGAAUAUUCACCCCCUCGAGGUUGAGAAUUGCUUGUUCCAGAUGGAGGGGGUGAAUGAGGUUUCUGUGGUGGGCGUGCCGGAUGAGAAGUUGGGGGAGAGUGUUGCUGCGUUUGUGGUUUUGAAGAAGGGGUGGAGGGGGGAUGAUGGGGAUGGUGCUGCGGGAGGGGAUAAGGUGAUUAGGAAGGAUGAGGCGAGGGCUUGGGUUAGGGAGCAUUUGUCGAGUCAUCUUGUGCCCAAGCAUGUAUUCUGGGUGGACGAUUAUCCCAAGACGCCGAGUGGGAAGAUUCAAAAGUUCAAGCUGAGGGACAUGGCCAAGGAUUUGCUCGAGGGGAAGAAGUAGAUGGAUCAUAGGGUAUGGA
Colletotrichum phormii is the source of this 2079-nucleotide messenger RNA. Its product is annotated as AMP-binding enzyme. Gene Ontology annotation, biological process: fatty acid metabolic process. Lineage: Eukaryota; Fungi; Ascomycota; Sordariomycetes; Glomerellales; Glomerellaceae. The transcript has 2 exons. The record is from RefSeq and is a predicted model, not a curated record. Gene Ontology annotation, molecular function: medium-chain fatty acid-CoA ligase activity. The coding region runs from base 93 to 2060 and encodes 655 amino acids.